Messenger RNA from Phycomyces blakesleeanus NRRL 1555(-), 772 nucleotides. RefSeq lists its product as hypothetical. The transcript is spliced from 3 exons. The record is from RefSeq and is a predicted model, not a curated record. Bases 29 to 595 code for a protein of 188 amino acids. Gene Ontology annotation, cellular component: ribosome; cytosolic large ribosomal subunit. Gene Ontology annotation, biological process: translation. Lineage: Eukaryota; Fungi; Mucoromycota; Mucoromycetes; Mucorales; Phycomycetaceae. Gene Ontology annotation, molecular function: structural constituent of ribosome; RNA binding.
CCGGAUUACCAGCUCUCGUCAUUUUAACAUGGUCAGCCUGAGCAUCCAAAAGCGUUUGGCCUCUUCCGUCCUCAAGUGCGGUCAGAGAAAGAUCUGGCUCGAUCCCAAUGAGGUCAAUGAGAUCUCCAACGCCAACUCCCGCGCUAACAUCCGUAAGCUCGUCAAGGAUGGUCUUAUCAUCCGCAAGCCCGAGGUUAGCCACUCCCGUUUCCGUGUCCGUGUCCACGCCGCUGCCAAGCGUCUCGGUCGCCACAUGGGUUACGGUAAGCGUAAGGGUACUGCCGAUGCCCGUAUGUCCUCCCAGGUCAUCUGGAUGCGCCGUAUGCGUGUCCUCCGUCGUUUGUUGGCCAAGUACCGCGAGGCCGGUAAGAUCGACAAGCACCUCUACCACUCCCUUUACCUCAAGUCCAAGGGUAACGGUUUCAAGAACAAGCGUGUCUUGAUGGAGUACAUCCACAAGGCCAAGGCUGAGAAGCUUAGAGCCAAGACCCUCAACGAGCAGUCCGAGGCCCUCCGUGCCAAGAACAAGGCUCUCCGUGAGCGUCGCAAGCUUAAGGCUGAGGAGAAGAAGGCUUCCAUCGGUGCCGAGCAGUAAAGCAACCAAAAUAAAAAAUAUUUAUAUUACAUAUUAAAAAAAAAUAUAAAGAAAGAAGGAAAGAAAGAAAGAAAGAGUUAUUUAAUUUUUUUGUAAAGAAAAAUUGAAAACACAAAAUUGAUCUCUUUUAUUUAAAUUGAAACAACAACAAAAAAAAGAAUAAUAAAAAAAAAGAAU